AGGACCCUGAUGGCAUGUUGAAGGGGACAAAGGUUUGCUGGUCCAGCUUGACCCAGGCCCCAACCUCCCCCGGGCUCUGCGCCUGCUCAGGCAGAGGCCCCUCCCCGCUGCCCAGCCGGCCCCGCCUACCGCGCAGCCAGCCGCGCCCUCAGUCCACCUUAAGCGGCAGCCCCGGUGGGUGGGGUUUCCUGCGGGAGGUGGGCCUGUCCACAGCCCUAUCCCGGGCAGGGGCGGCUCCAGGGGACUCCCCCCGGUCGGGUCCUGGGGAAGCGGAGGCGCUUGCUUGCCCCGGGUUUCACACAGACUCCCAGGCCUGCAGCUUGGGCCGGGACGCGGAGGGGCCAACAUCCUGUCCUCCGAGGGGCCCCAGGGCCGUGAGGUGCCCAUGGCUGACGCGAGCUGUGUCCCCGGCCGUCCCUGUCUACAAUGGCAUCAUCUUCCUCUUCGUCCUGGCCAACUUCAGCAUGGCCACCUUCAUGGACCCUGGCGUCUUCCCCCGAGCGGAUGAGGACGAGGACAAGGAGGAUGACUUCCGGGCGCCGCUGUACAAGAAUGUGGAUGUGCGGGGCAUCCAGGUCCGCAUGAAGUGGUGCGCCACCUGCCACUUCUACCGCCCUCCGCGCUGCUCCCACUGCAGUGUCUGCGACAGCUGCGUCGAGGACUUUGACCACCACUGUCCAUGGGUCAACAACUGCAUCGGGCGGCGCAACUACCGUUACUUCUUCCUGUUCCUGCUGUCGCUCAGCGCGCACAUGGUGGGCGUCGUCGCCUUCGGCCUGGUCUAUGUGCUGAACCACGCCGAGGGGCUGGGAGCCACCCACACCACCGUCACAAUGGCUGUCAUGGGUGUGGCCGGCCUCUUCUUCAUCCCUGUCAUCGGCCUUACUGGCUUCCACGUGGUGCUGGUCACGCGAGGGCGCACCACCAACGAGCAGGUGACAGGGAAAUUCCGUGGGGGAGUGAACCCCUUCACCCGCGGCUGCUAUGGGAACGUCGAACACGUGCUGUGCAGCCCUCUGGCACCCCGGUAUGUGGUGGAGCCGCCCCAGCUGCCGCUUGCAGCUCGCCUGAAACCGCCCUUCCUUCGGCCAGAGCUCCUGGGGCGAGCCGCACCCUUGAAGGUCAAGCUUAGUGACAACGGGCUAAAGGCUGGCCUGGGCCGCAGUAAGUCCAAGGGCAGCCUGGACCACCUGGACGAGAAGCCGCUGGACCUGGGGCCCCCGCUGCCCUCCAAGGUGGAGGUGGGCACGUUUGGCAGCAACCUGCAGACCCCACGCCCAGGCAGUGCUGAGAGUGCCCUGAAGGUGCAGAGGACCAGCCCCCCAACACCCGCCAUGUACAAAUUCCGGCCUGCCUUCCCCAUGGGUCCUAAGGCGCCCUUCUGUGGGCCCAGCGAGCAGGUCCCAGGCCCUGACUCCCUGACACUUGGGGAAGACAGCGUCCACGGCCUGGACUUCACCUCGGAGCCCCACCUGGACCUGUCCGACUACCCACCCGGCGGCCUGCACACGGCCUACCCGCCAUCCCCCCAGCUCAGCAUGGCCGACACCUUCUCGGGCGCCUUGCGCUCCCUGAGCCUCAAGGCGGCGGGCCGGCGGGGCAGGGACCACGUGGCCCUGCAGCCCCUGCGCUCUGAGGGUGGGCCCCCCACGCCCCACCAUGGCAUCUUUGCCCCCCACGCACUGCCCAACCGCAACGGCAGCCUGUCCUAUGACAGUCUGCUUAACCCCGGCUCACCCGGGGGCCACGCAUGUCCAGCCCACCCGCCGGCUGGCAUGGCCAGCUACCGCUCACCCUACCUGCACCCAGGGUCUGUGGGUGACCCGCCACGGCCCCCGCCCCGCAGCUUCAGCCCCGUGCUGGGGUCCCGGCCGCGGGAGCCCUCACCUGUGCGCUACGACAACCUGUCCAGGACCAUCAUGGCGUCCAUCCAGGAGCGCAAGGACCGGGAAGAGCGCGAGCGGCUGCUUCGCUCGCAGGCGGACUCGCUCUUCGGCGACUCCGGUGUCUACGACACCCCGAGCUCCUAUAGCCUGCAGCAGGCCAGCGUGCUGGCCGAGGGUCCCCGCGGCCCCCUGCUGCGCUGUGGCUCCAGAGACGACCUGGUGACUGGGCCUGGCUUUGGCGGCGCGCGAAACCCUGCCCUGCAGACAUCGCUGUCCUCGCUGUCCAGCGCCGUGAGCCGGGCGCCGCGGACCUCAUCCUCGUCCCUGCAGGCCGACCUUUCCAACAGCAACGCCCCGGCGCCCCGGCCCAGCAGUGGCUCGCACAGGUCGCCCGCCCACCAGGGCCUGCCCUCCCCACCUGGCACUCCCUGUUCGCCCUCCUACCCGGGCCCCAAAGCCGUCGCCUUCGUCCACACAGACCUCCCCGAGUCGCCACCCUCGCUGGCUGUGCAGAGCCUAUGCAGACCCAGGGCUUCUUCCUCUGGAGAUGGUGGCACUGACCCUGUGCAGGAGAAUGAGUCUGGCGGACACAACCCUGCAGCAAACAUACCUUGGGUGCCAGGGCCCUGGUCCAGGUUGGGGCGCACAGGCCCAGGCAGCACACGUUUCCCUGCUCAGAGGGACCGCCCUCAGCUGAAGACCCCCCCACGUAAGCUUAACGGGCAGUCCCCAGGCCUGGGCCCCCUGGGGCCCUCCGCCAGCCCCGCCCGGCACACGCUGGUUAAGAAGGUGUCCGGCGUGGGCGGAACCACGUACGAGAUCUCAGUGUGAGAACUGGCUGCCACCCAUCCACCGAGGCACCACAGGGACCAGGACACCCCCGGCUGCCCCCACUCCCGCCUUCUGUGCCUGGGAGAGGCGGCGGCCCAGGCCUGGUGUGGACAUAUCAGCAGGAGAGAAGCACGCCUCCACGGGCCCGUCCCUUGUCUUCCACCCGCCCGUCCACCCACCCGUCUGCUCUCCGGGGUGCAGCUGGGCUGAGGGCUGCGGGGCUGCAGGCUCUGUGUCAGAGCCCCUGCUCCCAUGGGUGGGGCGGCGACGGCUGGUGCGCCUGCACAUGGCUCCUGUGCUGCCCACGGUUGUCACAGGCCAGUCCCCUCCCCUUCAGACGGGUCACUGUGGCUGAGACGGGACAGAGACCUAGGCCCUGGGCAUAGGAUGCAGGGCCCCCCCACCCAGCUGCUCCGAACCCGUUGCCUUUCAGGGACCCUCCCGAAGCUUGUAGCUUGGCAAGUCUGACUCCUCUGCAGGGAGUCCAGCCCCGACCCACAGGCACCCAGCUCUGGGGUUGCUGGGUUCUGACAGACAGGUGGACGGAUGGACAGCCAGCUGUGGGUGGGGUCCCAGCUCCGUGUGUCCCCGUGUCUGUGCACUGAGCUGCCACCGUGUCCAUGUGUUAAUGCUCGGGUUCCCGCCGCCCCACUGCUGGGAGACUCGCUUUCAUUGAAGCCUUAACCUCUGCUUUAUGCCCUUGUGGGAGGCGUUGGGAGCAGGCGGGAGCAGGCACGGCUGCUGCUGCCGCGGGGGGACCCAUGAGGCCAGGGGUCCCCUCCCGGCCAAGCUGCGGAUUCCCACCCCACGGCACACGAAGCCCAGGCUGCGGGCGCCUCGGCACUGGGGAGGGCUGCAGGUGCGCGUGGGCCAGGGACCCGAGUAAGCACAUGCCAGUGUCUGCUUGCAUUGUGUGUUUUAUGUUUUUAUAUCUACAUCUAUAUAUCUAUAAUUUUAUUAAAAAAAGAAAAAGUCA
Manis pentadactyla (Chinese pangolin) is the source of this 3693-nucleotide messenger RNA. RefSeq names its product zinc finger DHHC-type palmitoyltransferase 8 (gene ZDHHC8). The record is from RefSeq and is a predicted model, not a curated record. Bases 15 to 2717 code for a protein of 900 amino acids. Lineage: Eukaryota; Metazoa; Chordata; Mammalia; Pholidota; Manidae. Gene Ontology annotation, biological process: protein palmitoylation. Gene Ontology annotation, molecular function: palmitoyltransferase activity. The transcript has 12 exons.